This is a messenger RNA of Sphaeroforma arctica JP610, 1208 nucleotides long. RefSeq lists its product as hypothetical. The record is from RefSeq and is a predicted model, not a curated record. Lineage: Eukaryota; Ichthyosporea; Ichthyophonida. The transcript has a single exon. The coding region runs from base 1 to 1155 and encodes 384 amino acids.
AUGUUGGGCGUGCAGCUGAGCGUUAUAUCCCCGCGAGAUCUUGAACCACUGCGUAUGUUAUAUCGCACGGCACUCAAUGAAAAUGCGGCCAUUGAAAAUCUGGAAGUGAUGACAAAGGAUGGACAGUUGGUUAUGUUCUGCUUGCCUUCGCGCGUGCUUGAGUUUUUAGCGGAGCAGUUGGCCCCCCUCCCCCAUGUACAUACGACAAAGCCACCAGUGAAUAACAAACCAGGAACCAGCACGAGCGCACAUCCUGCCGGUGCUAACAACGCCACCACAAACACGAAUCCGAAAUCAAACGGCUUCACGCCGGCGGGUAGGGGCGCCAACUACAACGCGGAUGCAACCGCUAUUCCGAAUGCGAAUGCGAUGAACAAUGGUAAAGGUCCUGUGAAUCUACUGUCACCGGGGCCAGGGAUGCCAUUCCAACCUACCCCCUCUCCCACACAAGCAAAUAAUGCGAGUUCACUACACUGGAAUGGCACCCUUCGGUGGAAUCAAAUAGAAUACCCACACAUGUGUGCGCUAUCUGCGAGGUUCGUGAACGGAGCGAAGAAUACUCAGGCAUUUCCGUUGGACCGAUUGCCCCAAAAUCUAGAGAUAACGACGGUGCAUGCGAGAGAUCAAUUGGGGAUCGAACCGCAAGCAGAGUUGAAAGCAAAUGGUUUUAUAGUUAUGCACGGUUUAUCCACGAUUCCUCCGGAGGAGAAAAGGGUAAAUGAUCUACGGCUGGAGACUAUAAAGUCUCGCUUAAGUGUCAAUGAUUGCUAUGGAUACGUGCAGUUGCCUGCCAAUCCAGAGAACAAGGACUUGUUGAUUCUUGCGUUACUCGCCGGAGGUAGACUAAACUUAUUCGGGCUGGUGAUACCGAGUUUAAAUAGUGGGCAGUCUAUCUUCAGGACUGCUAAUAUGGUUACGCCUCAACAAAUAGGUACACAGGGCACCAUGGGGAUGUCACCAACGUUGGGACUUGCACGUGGCCAACAGACACCCACGCCGGCACAAACGCAGGCGCACACACAAGCACAGGUACAGGCGCAGGCGCAAAUGCUGCAUAAUAGGCAAAUGGGAAGUCCAAUGACGAGUAAUCAGGCAACACAGCAACAACAUCAGCAGCAACAGCAGCAGAUGAUGUACGGUAGACACAUGCAGUAAAGUAUAAUCUAAUUAGGUAGUAUAUCUUGUCCACAUAAAUUUUUUUUGGAAUC